This is a messenger RNA of Girardinichthys multiradiatus, 749 nucleotides long. Its product is annotated as charged multivesicular body protein 6-like. Gene Ontology annotation, cellular component: ESCRT III complex; multivesicular body. The record is from RefSeq and is a predicted model, not a curated record. The transcript is spliced from 8 exons. Bases 2 to 625 code for a protein of 207 amino acids. Gene Ontology annotation, biological process: late endosome to vacuole transport via multivesicular body sorting pathway; vesicle budding from membrane. NCBI's taxonomy places the organism in Eukaryota, Metazoa, Chordata, Actinopteri, Cyprinodontiformes, Goodeidae.
AAUGGUAAACGUCUUUGGGAGAAAGAGCCAAUCCUCUCGUGUAACGGAGCAAGAUAAAGCCAUUUUGCAACUAAAGCAGCAGAGAGAUAAACUGAAGCAGUAUCAAAAGAGAAUCAGUGUACAGCUGGAGAAGGAAAGACUUCUGGCGAAGCAGCUGCUAAAAGAUGGCAAGAAAGAAAAAGCACUGUUGCUUCUUAAGAAAAAACGCUAUCAGGAUCAGCUACUAGAGAAGACCGAGAGUCAGAUUUCAAAUUUAGAGCGUAUGGUUCAAGAUAUUGAGUUCAUGCAAAUUGAGAUGAAAGUUAUUGAGGGGCUUAAUGCUGGCAAUGAAUGCCUGAAAAGCAUGCACGAGAUCAUGUCAAUAGAAGAUGUGGAAAAAAUCCUGGAUGAGACCCAAGAAUCAAUUGAGUAUCAAAGGCAAAUAGAUGAAAUGUUGGCUGGAGCCUUGACCCAGGAAGAUGAAGAUGCCGUUUUAGCAGAAUUAGAAGCUAUCACUCAGGAAGAAGAUGUAGCACUUCCAGAGGUUCCCACUGACCAUGUACCAGAGAUACCAGAAGCUGCUAAAGUUGAACCAGAGAGGAAAGACGUUAUGAAGAAACAGAACAGAGAGAUGCUGGCAGCGUAACAGAAUUUCUGGUUGAUAUCCAGUGCUGAUCUGCAAAUGAAGCCCUUUUAGUUUUGUGAUGAUGAUGAUCUGUAUCCAACAGAGACUUUUCACACAGUUUACAAGAAAAACAUUGUUAAGCCAC